Molecule: messenger RNA, 3405 nt
Organism: Rhizoctonia solani
Lineage: Eukaryota; Fungi; Basidiomycota; Agaricomycetes; Cantharellales; Ceratobasidiaceae
Product: kinase-like protein
Exons: 7
Coding region: 1-3405 (1134 amino acids)
Biological process (GO): intracellular signal transduction; protein phosphorylation; microtubule cytoskeleton organization
Cellular component (GO): cytoplasm
Molecular function (GO): ATP binding; protein serine/threonine kinase activity; tau-protein kinase activity
Source: RefSeq, a predicted model, not a curated record
AUGGCGACGACGGACGAGUUUCCUCGCGGGUUGCACGCACAGGCGCUGAGCACGGUAGCCGAGGACGGAGGAGCGACCACGCCGAGUCACGGGGGCACUGUGAACGCGGGGCACGAGUACGACAUGGCGAUAUCUCCUGCGCAAGAGGCGGCGGUGGCGGUGGCCGCACCUGCAGCAACUCCGCGGACGAGGAGUGUUAACCCCGCGGCGAUUGCGGCUCGGCGACCGGUGUCGAUGCCACCGCAGACGUCGGCACAGGCAGCAGCGAUCCAGGAGCGGAUGUCGGUGGAUGAGAACAGAGAGAGGGAAAAGGAGUCCAAGCGAGCAAAGAGCCAGGAAAAGAGCCGAGGCCGAGUACUGGGAGACUAUGUGCUGACCAAGACGCUGGGCGCGGGGAGCAUGGGCAAGGUCAAGUUGGCCGUCCACACCCCGACGGGCCAGAAGCUCGCAAUCAAGAUUGUGCCCCGCGUGUCCACACACAGCUCCUCGACGCCCAUGACCGCCUCCCAAUUGGCAAAAGCACAGGCCAAAGACGCGAGCAAGGAGAUUCGCCACAUCCGCGAGGCUGCCCUCUCCAUGCUGCUCUAUCAUCCUUAUAUCUGCGGCAUGCGCGAAAUCAUCACUCAUCCCGGCCACUACUACAUGGUCUCCGAAUACGUCGACGGUGGCCAAAUGUUGGAUUACAUCAUUUCCCACGGCAGACUCAGGGAACGCGCCGCUCGCAAGUUUGCCCGCCAGAUCGGUUCCGCCUUGGAGUACUGUCACAAGAACAACGUUGUCCAUCGCGAUCUCAAGAUUGAGAACAUCUUGAUCUCCCAUACUGGCAAUAUCAAGAUUAUCGAUUUUGGUUUGAGUAACUUGUUCAACCCCGAGGAUCACCUCUCCACGUUCUGUGGUAGUCUAUACUUUGCCGCCCCCGAGCUGCUCAACGCCAAGGUCUACACUGGUCCCGAGGUCGAUGUAUGGUCAUUUGGAGUCGUCUUGUACGUACUCGUUUGCGGCAAGGUCCCCUUUGAUGACCAGUCCAUGCCGGCACUCCAUGCCAAGAUCAAGCGGGGUCUGUUUGACUCGCCAAUGUGGUUGUCUCAAGAAUGCAAACACAUCCUGUCUCGUAUGCUGGUCACCAAUCCCGCCGCUCGAGCCCCGCUUUCCGAAGUUCUUAGCCACCCAUGGAUGAUUCGCUCUUAUGGACACGCUCCAGAUCCCCAUCUCCUCGCCCGCGAACCACUUUCGGCAUCCGAACUCGACCCAGCCGUGAUUCGCGAAAUGACCGGAUUCGAAUUUGGCACUCCCGAACAAAUCCACGCCAACCUCGUCGAAGUCCUCAAGAGCGAGCGGUACAAGGUCGCAGUCGAGCGAUGGCGCCGCCAAAAAGCCGGCGAGAGCGGAAGCUCCCUGGGCCUCGAGUCCACCCCGGCCGCGACGACCUUGUCCGUGCCCUCGACGGUGGGAUCUGGAUCCGGGACCGAACCCUCGACGCCCAAGUCGCGCAGCAAGCGGUUCUCCGGGUUCGACUUUUACCGCAAAAAGUUCCUCUCGUCGCCCCCUCCCCCGACUGUCCCCCCGCCCCCGGUCAUCCCGCAAGACACGCCGCCGACGGUCGAGCAGCCCGACCCGACGCGUGGUUUCCACCCGCUCAUUUCGAUUUAUUAUCUUGUUCGGGAACGAAUGGAACGCGAGCGGGUGUACGGGCCUGGUAAAUUCGCCUCGUCGCAGCUUUCCCUGGGAGCCGAGGACCCUGUACCGUCGACUUCGACACCCACGACGGCAGCGACGGCGACGAGCAAGUACGCCCAGCCCGUCCCGCGUCUCGCUGCUCCACCCGCAUCGCACUUUUCGGGCACGUCCUACGAUGCAGGUCCUGUUCCGUCUACUCCGACGUCUGCGGGUCCUGUUCCCCGCGCACGAGCCAAGGAUAUGGAUAUCCCGUCGCCCGUCCAGGCUGUAUCCCUGUCGUCUGCCCAGGCUCAAGCGCAGGGACCAAAUGGACAAGGACAGGGACAAGGGCAAGCACAAGCACAAGGAGGGCAGCCGAGUUUGCCCAAGGCAGCGACGCAUCGCCGGUCUCAUAGUUUAAGCCAAAAGCCACGCGGGUUCGAGGGCGAGCAAGGUGCGCGCAGUGCGGGUCCUGUGGUGGGCACGUUUAGGCAGGCCGAGCGGAUCAGGGAGGAAAGGGAGGAGAGGGAUAGCGGGGAUGGGUCCAGGCCCACUGACGAUGAUGCCGCUGGCCAAGCUGCCGAACUCGGAGUUCUCCCUCCGCCCGUACCCGAACUGCAGACCCCGCGCGCAUCGAGUCUUGCCCGCCGUUUUGGCUCCCUGCUCGGCGGGACGGCCGCGUCCAAGCGCGUUUCGUCGCUCAUGGACCGCGACAUCGACACCGACGCCAAGUCCGCCAAGUCCGCCGACGUCCCGCACUCGACGCCCAUUUCGUCCGGGAUGGUCCCGAGCCCGAGCGUAGGCAGCCACCGACGCGCAGCGACCGUCACCGACUCGUCAGUCUCGCCCGCACGUAAACAUGAACGCCGCGGGAGCAUGCAUUCGCCGAUUCCGACCCGGACCAAUACGGCGAAUACGAUGCCCGACGUGUUGGAGCGGCCCAAGACGGCCGGGGACGGGUUUGGGAAAAAGGCCGAGCCCAAGGAGGAGGUUAAAGAGGAGAAUCAGGAGGGUGGGAAGGAGGAUGCCAAGCCUGUUUAUCUCAAAGGACUUUUCAGUGUGGCUACGACGUCGACGAAACCCGCGAAUGUGAUCAAAGCGGACAUUAAGCGCGUCUUGGACCGGAUGCAAGUCCAGCACCGCGAGAUUCGAGGCGGGUUCGAGUGCAUCCAUGUCCCCUCGAUCGAUCUCAGUUCGUUGUCGACGGCUGCGACGGGCGAAGAGUCUCGUCGGACGAUUGUGCGCAAAAGCAGUCGACUGUCGUUUGGGAAAAAGGGCGAGCGGGACGAAAAGAGGCCUAUUCCUCCGCCCAUUGUCCAGACUGACGAGAAGAAGUCUGCAGUGGAAGACAAGAAGCCCGAAGACAAGGAGAAAGACAAGGAGGGCCCGCCGAGUCGGUCCAGUUUAUCGUUUACGCCCAAGGCUGCCAACGAUGGACGCACGACCCCGACUGCGCCCGCGAGCGGAGCCGUGUCCCCCACCGCGCCCAGUCCGAGCAGGACCAAGUUUUUGCCCCCCAUCCCCCGGGACUUUGCGGAGAAGCAAGCUGCGGCGGCGGGAGGGGUUGUCGAGGCGCCCGAGGAUAUAUGGGAGAACGGGACGACGAAUGAUUUGUGUGUCCGGUUCGAGAUUAGUAUCGUUAAAGUCCCGUUGUUACCGUUGCAUGGUAUCCAGUUCCGACGUGUGGGCGGAGACGGAUGGCAAUACCAGAUGCUCGCGAGGCGAGUCUUGACCGAGUUGAAGCUGUGA